AUGUCCGGCCGUAACGCCAAGAUCACAAUGUCUGAACUCAAGCUCCGCCGCCUGGUGGAAAACAACCACCGUCUGCGCGAGGAGCUCUCCCGGCCGCGCGUCAUGGUCUCGCUGUCGAGUCUGAGUCUCAUCAACUAUUGCCGCGAGACGAAUGACCCUCUCCUCCCUGCCAUUUGGGGCCCGCUCGGAAAGGGCGAGGACCCAUACGCGCCUCCCGAGGACGAGAGCUGCUGCACUAACGCGCACGAUCUCGAGUACGCCGAGGAAUCGGACGGUGACGAGACCAUCGACGGCCUCUUUGGCUCAGAAGACGAGGACUUGCCACCCGCCUUCACUCAGGCCAAUCUCGACACGAGACGCCCAGUCGCAGUUGGCGGUAAGCGCUCGCGCACUCCAUCACCUACAAAGACCGCACCCGCUCCGCGCACUCCCAUCACUGCAACUCCGGCAACCGUGCGCCUGACUGCCGAGCAGCGCCUGCUCGAGCUGCGCGACAUGCGCAACCGCCCACUGCCCGCAGUCGAAGAUGGCCCCGACACGCUGCGCAACUAUGCGUCGAGGGUGGUGCGCGCCAACUCUGGACGUAUCUGGGACAUCGGUGGUCUGGAGUACUCGAUGGUGGCCGACCUGCUUGACCACCUUCCGCGUGCACAGCUGUCCGAGAUUGAGGAGGCGUCGCCGCACAUUCUCAAGGACACCGACUGGCUGUGGGAGGCCUUCGUCAUCUCCGAGUACCCCGUCUACUACCAAGAAUGCAGGCUGCGCAAGGGCCAGCCGCGCACCUCGGGCUGGCGGAGGAUGUUUGCUAAAGCCGUUGCCGAUGCAGAAAACCGCAAGCAACAAGCAACAGCGCGCAUCAAGGAGCGUUACGCUCAGAUGGAGGCCGAACGCCAGUCCAAGAAGAUCGUCAAGCUCAACACUUUUGUCGCGCCAAAGAAGGGCAAGUCGCUCUCGCAGACACGGCGCGGCUACUCGGCUUCUCAGCCCACCCCACCUCCGCAGAACAGGGCUCAGUCUGCCAUUGCCAAGGCGCGCAACGAUGCUGCGCGUGCACGCGUUGCGCUCACCCACGCAUCGGGCAAGUACAUCCCCCCGCCGGUCGCUGCGCCCCGCAAGCCGGCUGCGGCACGCGGCGAGGGUGAACUGUUCAAGAACCCGUACCUCGGUGUCAACGGCGCGUCGUCCAGCUCCAGCGCAGCACCACCAAAGCCAGUCACCGGGCCUCGUCUUCCGGCGCCGCGCAUCCCUCGCCCGAAGGGUGUCUUCCCAGACGCCUACAACACCAAGGAGGAGGCUGCGCGCCGAGCCGCCCUUCCAGCCAGCAUUACCGCGCGCGCGCCCUCCCCGCCAAGGGAGCGUUUCAGGAUCGACGACACACCGCGCACGUCCGUCCCCAUCCCCAAGCCAAGGGUGGACAACUUCAAGCCGUCCAAGCCGCUGCCGUUCUUCGCGGGGCCGCCAGCCAUGGGCGUGAAGCGUCCCGGCGACGGUGCUGCGUCGCCACAUGGUGACAAACGUGCACGCUUAGGCGACGGAUCGUCGGCACACUCCUCAGAGGCUGGUUCGCGUCCCCCAUCCCGACCCACCACACCCAAGCCCGCACCCAACCUCAACAACGUUCUCUUCAUGAAGAAGCCCAAGCCCAAGGCGUCAGCCUCCCGAGCAGCAGCCCCGGUCAAGAGGUAGAUUUUGCAUUUGUCAUUGUCAUUUGGUCUCAUCAUUGUAGUACUGCGCAUCAUGUAUAGCAUUAGCAC
Molecule: messenger RNA, 1754 nt
Organism: Vanrija pseudolonga
Lineage: Eukaryota; Fungi; Basidiomycota; Tremellomycetes; Trichosporonales; Trichosporonaceae
Product: Guanine nucleotide-binding protein subunit gamma
Exons: 7
Coding region: 1-1686 (561 amino acids)
Biological process (GO): G protein-coupled receptor signaling pathway; transcription elongation by RNA polymerase II
Cellular component (GO): heterotrimeric G-protein complex; elongin complex; nucleus
Molecular function (GO): G-protein beta-subunit binding
Source: RefSeq, a predicted model, not a curated record